AUGAUCAAUGAUGAUGGUGGUGAUGAUAAUGAUCAUGAUGAUCAUGAUCGUGAUGAUGAUCACGAUGGUGAUGCUGAUGGUGAUGAUGAUGAUGGUGAUGAUGAUGGUGAUAAUGAUGGUGAUAAUGAUGAUGGUGAUAAUGAUGGUGAUAAUGAUGAUGGUGAUGAUGAUGGUGAUGAUGGUGGUGGUGAUGAUGGUGAUGAUGAUGAUGAUGAUCAUAAUGGUGGUGAUGAUGAUCAUGAUGGUGAUGAUGGUGGUGGUGGUGAUGAUGAUGAUGGUGAUGAUGGUGAUGAUGAUGAUGGUGAUGAUGGUGAUGAUGGUGAUGAUG
Molecule: messenger RNA, 328 nt
Organism: Paramuricea clavata
Lineage: Eukaryota; Metazoa; Cnidaria; Anthozoa; Malacalcyonacea; Plexauridae
Source: the annotation of a GenBank genome assembly